Messenger RNA from Owenia fusiformis, 718 nucleotides. The record is from the annotation of a GenBank genome assembly. Lineage: Eukaryota; Metazoa; Annelida; Polychaeta; Sabellida; Oweniidae.
AAAAUGAUAAAACGUACUUUUUCAACUUUCCAUGCAGAACUUCCGGUCAAUGAAUUUUCGCUCAGUGUAAAUGAUAUUUUUUUCUCUGAAUUGAAUAUUGCCUAUGUAUCAAGCACACAAAGGAACUUAUCAACGGUUAAAACAUGUAGGGAAUACAUAUGUAUUUUGGAGAGAAUUUCAUCGCAUAAAGUCAUAAGUAUUAUGUUCCAUAUCCCCGGGAAAUAAAUCGGACCUUAGGAAGUAGGUCAAGGGUCACGUGAUUAGGAGGCAUUUUUAAAGAGAACAGAGAUCUAGAAAAAGGAAGGAAAGAAUUAUGAAAGUGACAGAAGAGAAAGAAGUCAAAACGGAAAGCUCAGAUGAAAUUAAAGUCAAUGGGUCAAAAGUGGCUGAGUCUGAUAAGUUAAAGGGGGUAAAUGUUCAGAGGAGUAAUGGUUUAGAGGGACAAAGUAAAGUUAAGAUCUACCCCCCUCAAGUUAUCACAUCUCCGCAACAACAAUUUAUGCUACAACAACAACAACAACAACAGCUACAACAACAGUUCCAGGUUCAGCAAAUUGGGGCACAGCAAUCACGGCCAGUGUACACACAGAAGAGGAGUACCAUGUCACCUACAGCCACACCAGCAACCCCUGGCUCCACCUAUCCACCAAACCAGCAGGCAACAGCUUGGCCGCCAUCUUUCUAUCGUAACCAAGGCAACCGCUAUGCGAGUCCACAC